ACAGGUUUGAAAACUUCAUGGCACUUCAUUCGUAGGAGUUGUUGAUGCCCGUUGAAACGCUGUGUGCCGAAGCUCAUCCCCGGCGCAGUUAUUAUACGCGGGCUGUGAUGUCUCCAGACGUGCGAUAACCUACUGAUCCGACAAAGUGACGACGACCGCCGAAGCCGCGCCGGAAAGGGAAACGAUCGUGGGGGAUAAAUUGGUGGUGCGAAACAUAGCGUUCGCCGGUUAGGCCUACCAAGUGCUACUGCAGCCGCCGGUGCAGUCGACAUGGGUUGUGCUGUGAGUACCGCCGCCGACAAGGAGGCUGCCGAGCGUUCCAAAAAGAUCGACAGGGACCUUCGUGCUGAUGGCGAAAGACAAGCGAGGGAAGUCAAGCUCCUACUGCUGGGUGCUGGGGAAUCUGGGAAGAGCACCAUCGUCAAACAAAUGAAGAUAAUCCACGAGUCUGGCUACACUGCGGACGAGUGCAAGCUGUACCGGCCCGUGGUGCACAGCAACACCAUCCAGAGCCUGCUGGCCAUCAUCCGCGCCAUGGGGCAGCUCAAGAUCGACUUCAAGGACCCCAGUCGAGCGGAUGACGCCCGCCAGUUCUUCACGGUGGCAGGAGCAACAUCGUCGCAGGAGUGCGAGAUCACACCUGAGCUGGCCUCUCUUAUGAAGCGUCUCUGGCAGGACCCAGGGGUUCAGCACUGUUUUGCCCGCUCACGCGAGUACCAGCUCAACGACUCAGCCUCAUACUACCUGAAUGCUUUGGACCGCAUCUCACAGCCAAGCUACACACCAACACAGCAAGAUGUGCUACGAACGCGAGUCAAAACAACAGGCAUCGUCGAGACGCACUUUGUCUUCAAAGAGCUACACUUCAAGAUGUUUGAUGUAGGUGGCCAGCGGUCUGAACGCAAGAAAUGGAUCCACUGCUUCGAAGGGGUGACAGCCAUCAUCUUCUGUGUGGCCCUGAGCGGCUAUGACCUUGUACUCGCCGAGGAUGAGGAAAUGAACCGGAUGAUCGAGAGCAUGAAGCUGUUCGACUCCAUCUGCAACAACAAGUGGUUCGUGGAGACUUCCAUCAUCCUCUUCCUCAACAAGAAGGACCUCUUUGAGGAGAAGAUCACCCGCUCGCCACUCACCAUCUGCUUCCCUGAGUACACAGGCAGCAACACGUACGAAGAAGCGGCCGCCUACAUACAAAUGAAAUUUGAGUCACUGAACAAGCGCCGGGAUACCAAGGAGAUCUACACACACUUCACAUGUGCCACCGACACCAACAACAUCCAGUUUGUGUUUGACGCUGUGACAGAUGUCAUCAUCAAGAACAACCUGAAGGACUGUGGUCUCUUCUGAAUGCCUUCGUCAGUCUCCACGAAAAAAAGCAUCGUGUCAGUGGUGCACCCCAACGACAGGAGGCUCGAGCCGGCCUAUUAUACCGUUGCCAAAACCGCUUGCACGGCCAUGCAAGUGGUGUCGAGGGAGUGGUGACCUGCUCUGCACGUCUGAUGCACGAGGUGUCCUCGUCAGGACUGCCGUUUGGCAGAAUAGGUGGGUGGCACAUGCAGAGGCCGCCAGAGACAAACCUUUUACCUGGCCAUGAUGCUCUCUUGGCAUGUGGUUCGAGUCGAGGCGUCAAUUUAUCCCUGUGCAAUGCUGUCGCUUGCCUGAUUUGCAUUUAUAUUUUAUGUCUUGUGUUCAGUAGUUACAGCCACAUUUCUCUUCCUUCCUAGCUCAUUUUUUUUUCUUAGCUUGCCACAAACAUGCAAAAAACAAUAACAAAAGACAUAGUUCUGUUGCGAUGUUUCACCAUAGCAUGGCAUUUAUUUUACUAUUGUUUUGAUCAUUUUUUGUAAGGGAUCAAUUUUUGCCACUGUAUUUGUGGUUUUGUUCUUUUUAAGUUGCGAGGAAAAUGCUUAUGUUUCGCAUUCUUUUCUUUACCUUCCUCCCUGCAAGUGUGUUGUGACAUUCGACGAGGAAAUCAUUUGCUUUGUGCAUUCCUCGUGGCGUGUGGUGACCUCUCCCCUGUGAUGAUGCUGGUAGCCAGUGUCAUACCUGCCAAGAGUUCCAGAUUAGUUGUACAGUGUACAGAUUUCGGCGAUCUCCCACAAAUGAGACUUUCAGAUUCUCAUGUGCUAAGAAUGCCAUUGGUAUAUCCACAUAGAAAGAAAAAUGGGGUGUAGCUGACCAAACUGACAUUGCUAUCGCUGAGUCAUAAUGUGAUUGUAACGCUGCUAUUUCAGCCACUCGGCAUAGAGAAUUUCUGUGUGCCUUGCUGCCACCAAAGCACCUUGCCAAAUGCAGUGCUGUAGAUAGGUGGCCUAAUUCCACUGAACUUUAUUAUAAUGAAGUCGCAUGCAACAUGAAAAUACCUUUGUUAUAGUCAGUAUUCACUAUAAGCAUUGAUUUGUUACAUGCUGAUACCAGCUAGAAAAAUUCUGAAUUCUCUAUUUACUUUCGUAUGUCUGAUAUAUUAUGUAUGUGUUUGGGUACAUCAAGGUUUGACUGCACAUGGACUCGGAGAUAGUCGCCACUGUGCAAUGCCUGCACUGGCGCAUACUGUGUUGACAAUUUCAGAGGCCUGCUUAAAGGCCUGCAGAUGAUGGUCUGUUGCCAUUGUUUGUCGUGUUGCCAAUUUUUUACCAGCAAGAAAAUUUUACUCGCUGUCACCUCCAAGUCCUUGCGGUGGCUUAUGCUGGUCAUCGUGAUUGCAUAACAUGACAAUGCUCAGGCCGCUUGCUUCUAUCCAAAUUCGUUCUUGCUACUUGCUCUCUAUUGUGCCAGCCUGAAAUAAAUUGUAAAAUCAGGCUUCGCUUAGUCAAAUCUCAUGCUGAGGGUAAAGUAUUAGCUAUCAUUUGAUGUUGUUAUUGAUACUGCUGUAUGUUUUGACGUUACUAGGCCUAGAACGGCACUGAACAGCAAAUGUGCUUUGAUUUCCACCUAGCAGAUAGCGUGACAGCAUGUAAUGUUGGUCAUGCGAAACACUUCCACAGUAGAUCUAGUGCACUCGCAUUAAAAUGUCGAAUUCACUGCACGUUCGCAGGUUUCUGUGGUCGUACAACUGGGCAACAGUGUAAAUUCGUUGAUGCCGCUUUUCAUGAUGUGACGUUACUUCAGUGCAACACUGUCACGGUGUUGCUUGCCGCUGUCACUUGAAUGUGCUGGCAUCUUUUUAAUGCUGCAUUUCUUCACAGCGUGUCUCCUUAAACUGCCGUGCUGGCUCCUCAUUUUGAGACGGCUUAGCGCCUUCUGUACUAUAGUGCUCACUGCUGUUCUAGGACUGGCAGCAGCACAAUUUAAUGAUGAUCGUCAUGAUUACAUAUUCUUUGUUACCUGCCUCAUUAUUUAUGAUGAUUCUAAUUGUCACUUUUUAUAAGGGUAGUACACAGGGAAGGUUUACUGUGAUAAGGAUCAAUAAAAGUAAUCGGGGUUUUUCAAAGGAUGAAUGGUAUUGUUUUUUUCCCCCGUGCUUUUUAUUGCCUCUGGCCCUCUGUUCAACUCUAAUUCUGAUGUCUGGAACUUGGCAGGUAUGCAGUGAGCUGUUGUAUUAGAUUGCAAGGACAGUAACUUUCCAUCUGUCUGUCGAACCCCUUAAAACAGUGCCUUUCCUGACUGAGCUUCUUGAGAGUUUGUGUGUGUGACAAUGUUCUCCGCUGCUUGCCAGGCGUUGUUUGUGGGCAAAGACCCUGCUUUCAUUAUAUUUGUCAUGUGCACUUACAAAGCAGGGGUCAAUUUUUACAAAGGGCAGAUGUAGUAACCCAAUUGUCACUAACCUACAGGCCUUGUUUUGGCCAUGAUGGUUUUCUGUAUGUUUCAUUGGCCAAUUCUGACAUGAAACUUUGCUGUUCAAGUGUUCAGGCUGUUCUUCAUUUACAGUAAGAAAGCAUUCUGUCACUGUUUUGUGAUGAUACAGUGUAGACCGCUUAUAACGUAAGUCGCCGGAGUCGCGAAUAUCCGCACUAUAAGCGGUACCGCACUAUAACCAAAGCAACAAUUUUCAAGGCCCACACAUAUGCCAAACAUGUGCACCGAGCCGCCACGCGUAUGCGACAGUCGAGGAAUGCGGCUAGAACGUUUGCAUUCAAUUUACAGUUGAAUCUCGUUAAUUCGAACCAAAUCACGCGGCGGCGCCUCCAACCGGCAUUGCGCCGGCACCGCUAUAGAGUAAAAGCUUAGACGAGACCCCUCAAUGUCGCGCGCGAACAGAAUAAAAAAAAACAACAAAUGCAGCGGAAAUUUCACCCUCGUCGCCGAUUCUGCAUUGCACCGGAAGAUGCGUGUACGUGCCGACGUCUCAGCUACGCUACCAUAGCCACGCGUAGAAAAUGGCAGUGAACCCUUCUUUCUCCUUUAUGCUUCCUCUACUUUCUAGUCACGUGUUGACCUUGCACGCUGCGGCUACGGCGCAGAGGGAAGCAGCGGCGUUGUCCCAGGCCAGCCAACGCCCGCUUCCCGAUAACGGCAGAAAACGAAACUUCGGGGAGUUGGCGCCGGGCCGGCUGUAGCGGCAGCGCCUGCACGGCGGCAGGCGCGUACGGUGACAGAAGUGAGGGAGGUAUGAGGGAGGGCGAGGGGAGCCGCCGAAGUGGCGGAGUUGCCGAGGCGAAAUCCGCUUCCCUGCCGCCCUCCUCCCUCACAUUCCACGGUCUCUGCGUGCGCCCUUCUCCGUGCCGGCGCCGCCCGCUCCCUGAAGUUUCGUUUAGUGCCGUUAUCGUGAACCGAGCGUUGGCCGGCCUUGGCAGUUUCGUGGCCCUCGCUCGCUAUACUCGCCGUGAUAUUUCACGACUCGCACUCAAGAUUCUGGUUUCAGCCUUACUGGCUGUUCGUUCGCACCACGUGCCCUUCUCCUCCACUUCGUCUCUUUCUUCCUCGAGCACUCCUUGGGGCGCCCAUUUGAGGGGAGUGUUCGCCGUCUCCGCUGACUUCUGUACUCCCAGACAGCCGCACUGUAACCGGUAUUUCGUUUCCCGCAACUGCACUAUAAGCGAUACGUGCAUACAUAGAGUGCUAUGGGAAAAUUAACGGGAGUCUGAAAAGACCACACUAUAUCCGGUCCUGCACUAUAAGCGGUUACGUUAUAAGUGGUCUAUACUGUACUUGCCAUUUUUCUUGGCACCAAACUUUGGUAACAACCAUCUCAUCUUUGGCUCUACGUUGUCUCGGAAAGCUGUUAUGUUUGGUAUAGCAACACCAAUAUAUCGACCACCUCUUGUUUAUUCUUUGAGCAGCCGCGUGCCAAAGUAUAAUUUCGCUGGCUGUAGUGGUAAAAAUACGAAAGACAGAAGGCAUGUUUCUGUCUGCUUAUGGUGUCAUUUCAGCUUUACCAGAGUGUAAGUUUCGGCAUUGAACUCCCUGAAAGCCAGCUUGGCAGUCAGGUUUUUUUUUUGUUUUUUUUUUAAUGGCACACAUCUUAGGUGUAAAUGUGUUAUCUUUAGCACUAAUUCAGAUGUCAUGCUUUUCAUCCAUAUGCGUAGCCCUACAACUUACCAAAACUGGCCAAGCUUUGCAACCCCAUUUUGAUGGAGUUUGUAAUCUGUUUCAUAAUAUAAUAAAUCAAAAACAAUAGUAGUGGAACCAUCAGUCAAGGCAUCAUUUUAUUACUUUUGCCAAAGACAUGUCAGUGGCCUUUGAUCUGUUUUAAACAUGUUGGUGCUGUCAGUCAGUUCUACACUUCUGACCCUUUGCCAGACCUUCAUGUUGGUUGCAGGUUCAGUGACAUGCUUGUGGCGAUAAGCACAAACAAGACUGUUGUUGGUGUGUUGCUAGCACAUUGCCAAAACAGGGUUUGUAGCAGGAUGUGAAACCCUUGAACAUCAAAAUGCCACAUUCAAGGUCAGGGAAACCUUUAAAAUUUGUGGACAGGGUAAAAUUUGGGGAAUUUAAUCUUCAGAUGUGUUUUGUUUUAGGUGUGGGGGCUUUAUAUAAAGCUGGUGCAGUGUAGAAGAUAAGCCAAGUCAUUCCAAUUCAGUAGUUUGCAAUAUAGUCGACUUCCGUUAAUUCGACAUUGACAGGACUGACAAAGUUGAUCAAAUUAUCUGGCAAGUUGAAUUACCUAAACAAGAUGCAGAAAGAUGCCAAAACAUAGCUUUAUUCAUUUGGCAGGAUUUUCCCAGUUCUGACAUGCCCCUGCAUGAAACAGGCACCCCUUUUCUAUGUGUCCAAAGUAAAACAAUAACGUAGAAGCGACAUUAAAGCUGCUAAACAAAGUUGAAAUCUAACGUGCACCCAAUUUUCUGGAGGGAAAAAUGGUCUAAAUAUGUCGCACAGUGGCGGCUAUUUCCUAAAGUCAGCUUUACCACAAUACAUUCAUGUUAUGCAGCAAAACAUACGAACACCGUGAAGGUGGUUCUGGUAUUGUGUCCGAUUGCACCGUGCAGGCAAUUUCCGGCCCAAUGUUCCUGAAAAAAGAAAUGUUAGGAUUGGGUAAAUAGCGUAAUGAGACAUUGUGAGCUAUGGUUAUUAUUUGAAAAUCUUCUUUGGGGGAGGCCGAAUAUACGCAUUUUUGACGGGAGAUGAUGCGAGUUCAACGCAUUCACUGUCCCCAUAGCUCAUCCGAGAUGCUUCCACUGAAGGGGUCACCUUAGGGGUGAGGCGAAUGCAUGCUCGAUGAUAAAGUUCGAAUUGUCAUGCAAAGGCGAAUUCCAGGAUCGAAUUAACGAAACUAGACCCAUAGAAAUGCAUGGGCACCAGCCGGGACCUUUGGCCGGGAUCUUUUUCAUUUGUGCGCAAUAAAGGAAGUUUGCUAGCUGUAGAAGAUAGUGCUUUGAUUUGAAGCUGUAAAACAUAAUGGUGCUUUAGCCCCUAAAUAUGCUUUGUCAGGGCCUUGCAAGUCUUCGAGGAAUAUUUUUCACAAAAACUGCUAUGAACUGUGUGUGAAGUUACACUCGCUUUGUGUAUUUCAGGAGGUUGUCAUUUGUGGUAUAGCAUUUUAUGUUUAUGGCCUUGCUAGUAUUCAAGGACUAUUUUUCACAAAAACUGCUAUGAACUGUGUGAAGUUUCAGUUGCUUUGUGCAUUUCAGGAGGUUGUCAUUUGCGCUUUAGCAUUCUAUGUUUAUGGCUCAACCAGCACACGUCAGACUACUCUGUCACACCAUUCUUCAAACUUUUCCUUUAACCGCCAAGACAAUGGUGCAUUAAAGCACAAUUCUGGAUCUGGAUCUCUAAUCGCUCUCUGUUCUGGCAGGUAUCCCAAGUUUGUUUUCAUGUACUGUCAUUUGAACCAUGGCAUACUUGUGCAUUGGUAGGUGUAACUGCUAAAGAAGCUGUAUCCUUUAGACAAGUGAUGAUGGGCAAGGUUUUCUAAUAAAUGUAGGAGCGUGCACAGUCGUAGGGAAUUUUCUAAGCCUACACAAGCUAUCUUGGCAAAAGGCGGCCACAGUUGUAUUGAUUUUUUUUAAAUACUUGAGGUCACCAUGUGCUUUACGACUGCUGGUGGCCAGUGACGUGUGCCAGUUGGAGCAAGUCCUGAGCUUUGUGUGCGGUUGCAUUUUGUGUUAAACCACACGUUGCUUGUCCUGGAGUAUGCUGUGGCUGUAUGCUUUGCAGCCAGAAGUUGCAUGAUAGCUAUUGAUAGGCAGCAGUGGAAGCCCACAUGGGAUUCACUUUUGCAGCAACAAAAGUAUUUUCGUUCCAUUGUUUCAUUUCUUCAAAAGCGAAUUGUUCCUUGGAAAGGUAUCCCUUCUGAGCACCAUAUAGUAUUGGCUGACGUCUGGGAUGAGCAAAAUGAUCUGCCUACAUUGCCAAAAGGUUUUCCAAGGCUUGUGCCGAACUACUGCAGCUUCAAGAAUUGUUUGCUAGCACUAACUCACUCUGGGUCUCUGCUGUGUGUAUAUUAAGUGUGUUUAUUGUGUAGUAUUUCAUCUUAGUGUGACUUGUGGCCCCAUCUUCUUUCUCUUAGUGUGGCUUAGCAUUUGGUUGUUAGCGUGCCAUAAAUAUUUUUUGGAAACAGGUCACUUCAUAUGUCUUAGUGUGCUCCCAAAUUGAUUGCCUUGCGAGUGUGAACGCCAUUUGUGGGCGUGGCUGUGUAUUUUUCAAGCUGACAAAGUCCUAGUCUUUUCAACCCUGCUGUCUUUUGCAUGCAAAACGCACUGUAAGGAAGCUUGUAUUGAGCUAAAUUGACGUUGAACUUGCAAGAGUCGUUGCCCAAGUUGUGUGUUAACCCUAGUCCCAGAGAACUUGUUGUGGCACUGCAGCAGCAGAGUCGAGGAGGCCUUGCCCAAAACAUGCUCCGUUUCAUACAGAGCAGGCAAUGCUGCGAAGACUUCCCUAGCUGCUUGCAUUUGCGACCAAAAAUAAUGCGCCACAUAUAAAAGAAGGAUAUGGGUGGGCAUUGUGUCAUUCGAUUUAACAUUGAGUCCCAUACUUUUAUGUUGAAAAAUAUCACUUUACUAUCUGGAAGGUGUUGCAGAUCUGAAGCUGCUACCACCAAACAAGUGGAGUGACGUUUCUGUGAGCAGCGGCUGCUGUGCAUUGUCUGCGCUCGUAAGCGAAACAUAGUCCAUUGCAAGCUUGAAGCACAAAGGUUUACAAAUAUGUGAUUAGAUGUAACCUUACGUGCGCGAGUUGUCUUACAUGAAGUAGUUAUUCUAUUGAAAGCGUUGCAAAUCAGAAACAACAGCACUGCGAAACGUGCCGAGUCUGUGGCUGCACUAGCUUACCUUCUGCAGCGUUGUCUGCCGAGUAUGAAAUACUGUUGGCUGUAGUCCCUGCUUCUCCUGCUGCCUUCAGUGUGUAUUCCUUGGGAGUAAUAAUUGUCUGCACGCAAAGCUUUGCUACUUCCUCAUCGGAUAACAUCGCUCUCUAUAUGUAUGUUCCACUCUUGGCUCUGUGGGCUAUUUGGCACAUGUCAAUUUUUAUUGCAUCGUUUGAUGUUCAGCUUUGUUUUCACAUGCCGGCUUGUCCCAACUAAAUCUCACCAGCAAUGCAGAAGAAACAUCCGAGGCACUUCUUAGGAGUUGUGAAUGCAAAAGCAUCAUUGUCCAAUAGAACACCACCGAGCGGUCCUUCGAGUUAUGAACUCCUUGCGGCCAAAUAGGCGCGUUGAGAUGCUUGGCAUGUUUUGAUUUGGCCUUAUUGAGGCGGUGCAGUUAAAAUGCAGGCAAGGAAUGCGCAGGUCAGGCUUCCGAGAGCGAGGGUCGUCGCGGCGAUGCACUCUCCCUUCAUGCAAUACUGCAGCACCAGGUGUUCCCUGGCUCUGCUCCGUCGAGGCUCAAGCGAGCAAGCGUGAGCCAGUGUGGCGUUGCAGCCAGUGGGAAGUUUCAGUGCUACAGACACCGCCGGCUGUUUUGCUCAAUGGGUCAUUUGACGCUUCUGCAUCAAUAACCGAGGUGUUUACGCAUACGGCACCCACUGUAUGUUUAUGGCCCUUGUUGAUGCUAGCCAGAUAUUUUUUUCAUUGCGUGCAAACAAUUCUUGAAUUAGCUAACUUUUAACCCUUUCACUGCCGGGUUUUUUUCUGACUGCUUCUCACCCCCUGCCGGGUAUUUUUUUCAUGUUGGUUCAGUGGAAAUUUCAUGCUAGUAAUGCACCAUGAUACUCCACAGGACAUGUAAAGAUAUUCAUCAGCAGUUCUUGAAUUUCUUCAUCCGUCAAAGCGCGGACACACGUGGUGCACUGACUCGCCAUGGCUGCUGCGCUCUGCCGAGACGAAGCGACGCGGGUCUAAACACGUGCGCUCUGUCUGUUGUCUAAAAUUUAAUUUACAAGUUCUAUGUGUUUAGGUGACCUCUCCAUAGAUGGCGGGACAUGAACGGAAUUUUUUUUUGCACGAGUUGUCUCGGGAGUGGCAGGGAGUGAGUUUAAAAAGCAACACAAGUAUACUCGGGAGUAGCAGGGGGGCGUGUGGGUGGUUUCAUGAGUUAUUUCGGUAGUGGCAGUUAAAGGGUUAAGGAAAUUUCUGCAUUUCAACUAUUGCAGCGCUGUCAAAUGUGCUGUGCACAUGCUCGAAGCAAGGGCUUCAGAUAACCGAGCCGAAAGCGGGGAAAAAGCACAGCUGCUCAUUCCCAGAGUCAUAAGUUGGCCAAUAUUCGUCGAGGUUUACGUUUGAGACUACUGCAAUCCAUAGAAUGCGGACACAUCGCAUGGUAUUUUAUCAAUUUUGUGGUCAUUCUGUUUUUGUCGGGGAAAAAAGACCACGCAUGACCUAGGUUGCACCCUGUUAUGAUUAAUUUUUCAGCAAUUUCUGCAUUGUCAACGAUGGUUAUUGAUUAAAUAAGCUAAUUUAAAAAAGAUAGCUAAUUAGCCUGAUUUGAUAGUUACUUCUGCACAUUUGGAAAAAAUCACUAAAAUGCGCAAUGCCCAUCACAUACAGUAAGUGCUGUUAGUGUAAAGCCCUCUGCUGUUUUUUAAUUGGCAAGAUUGUUUGCACAGCAAGUAUGGCAGCAGUGCUGAUUUAAAUUCAAAAUUUAUGCAAUGAAAACAAGCUCUUUGCGGCCCUGCCAUGUUAAACCGCUGAGUUUUCCACAGCAGUUGCGAGGGUUGUAAACACGGGGGCAGUGCCACUGAUUAUGCAAUUUGUACAGUAAAGGUCACCGCAUGCUCUGCCAGUGAACAUAGCUUUGUCUCGCAAGACUUGCUAAAGGACCAAUGAGCAAAUGUGGAACGGUCUUCACCGUCUGCACAUUCGUAUGUCAUAGGCUUGUUAGGCACAUUAUCACACUUGCGCCGCCAUGCAAAGCUGAAAUGCAGCUUCGUGUCACCUGAACCAGCAUUGGUGGGGUCACCUUGCACCGAGUCAAUCCAUUCUUAAGCUCAGUGACUUUCUUUUCUAGUGCCUCUGCCAGAUUAUGCUAUCACUUCUCAUUAACCAGGUUCUGCAUGCCUCACUGUUGGCUCUGUGUUCUCAACAUCUCCUCAGGCAUAUGUUGCCCUCUGUGUAAGGCCUGUUUUUCUCGUCAUUCACUGCCAGCAGUAGAGCAUGGUCCGUACUGUGCUCAUUUCCAUGAUUUCUUUCCUCUGUCAUCACCAGUUUGUCAUUUCUGGUUCCUCGUCAUAUUUAUCAACAAUAGGUGUUCUGUGUAAUGGCAUGAGUCACAAAUGUGCUGUCUUGCUCUGUCAUAUUUCUGUUAUUGCCCGCAAUCCUGUUGAUGCAUCAUAUUGUAAGCCGUAAGUAACCCCGAGUCUCGCUUCUGUUGAAAACAUCUUUCCUUGAUGUAGGCACUGUCAUGCACUCACUCACUUAUGUACAAUCGUGGUACUGCAAUGUUCAGCAACAUCAGCUCACCUUUCUUGCCAAUGGCUAGGCACUGUGUUGUAUGACAGCAGCCUUGCUGACAUCCCACUUCAUAGCUGAACAAAAGACUGCCGCACCAGUUUCGGCAUUUUGGGGACUUUGUUUUUAUCGUACCAACUUGACUCGUUUGCCUCAAGUACUUUUCAAAUUGUGGCAUGUGCAGUUCCACACUCCUUUUUUUUAAUGAUAUAUUUGCUGUGUGGUUUUAGAACCUCUACAGUUGAUCAUUGCUAAUUAUUUUCCUGUUGGAAACUUGUAAAACUUGGUGGUUGCCACACUAGGCAAUGUGUGCACGCACAUUUUGCACGAAAGCUGUGUUUGGCGGCAGUGGUGGUUGUGAGCCUUUUAUUCAGCUGUCCUUGCUGUUUCUCAGCCCAGUUGAUAGGGAAAGUCCCGAUCAAGUUUUACAUGUUUGAAAGCCAAACGGGCUGCCUUGUCUGUCACUGCUCAAAACUUAAAAGGCUGACUCACUUCAAGCUUGGGGUGUGCCUGCAUUAUGCAAUUUUCCUAGUCUGGAAAUGUGCACUGCAACUGCAUUACCUGUAUUGGUCUGCUCUCAAACACGACCACGGCCAGCCACAAUAGAGACAGCUUAUGGUAAAGGUUGCUUUCAGUUUUUGCUUCUGUAGCCACAAGUCUACUACAGCUGGCGUUUCAUGGCUAGCUUAUAGUAGCUCGCUGGUUCUGCUUGGCACGUCUACAAGCUAGUGUAUGUGCUUUUGUGAGGAGCAUUGAUUUGACACAUUUGCCUUUCUAUUUGUUGCGCUCGCUGGUUCUGCUUGGCACGUCUACAAGCUAGUGUAUGUGCUUUUGUGAGGAGCAUUGAUUUGACACAUUUGCCUUUCUAUUUGUUGCAUUUCCUGAUGUUUUUCUUUCUCCUGUGCUGCCAAGGCCCUUGGGAAGUUUUGGGCCGUCUUGUUCGCAGUACAUGUUUAUGGCACUGUCUCGGGAGUUGUCAAAUGACUUGAGCUCCGUUGAAGUUGCUGUGUAUAAAAAGAUGGACAUUAUUAUAAUUAGGACACCAUUGUAUAUGUAUAAACAGUUGUAAUUCACAAGUCUGCAAUGAAAUGAAACUGUUGUUCUUGUACAA
This is a messenger RNA of Dermacentor silvarum, 12308 nucleotides long. It is a transcript of the gene Galphai, whose product is annotated as guanine nucleotide-binding protein G(i) subunit alpha. Bases 271 to 1344 code for a protein of 357 amino acids. The transcript has 8 exons. Gene Ontology annotation, cellular component: heterotrimeric G-protein complex. Gene Ontology annotation, biological process: adenylate cyclase-modulating G protein-coupled receptor signaling pathway. Gene Ontology annotation, molecular function: GTP binding; GTPase activity; G-protein beta/gamma-subunit complex binding. NCBI's taxonomy places the organism in Eukaryota, Metazoa, Arthropoda, Arachnida, Ixodida, Ixodidae. The record is from RefSeq and is a predicted model, not a curated record.